This is a messenger RNA of Sesamum indicum (sesame), 1879 nucleotides long. RefSeq names its product beta-glucosidase 18. NCBI's taxonomy places the organism in Eukaryota, Viridiplantae, Streptophyta, Magnoliopsida, Lamiales, Pedaliaceae. The record is from RefSeq and is a predicted model, not a curated record. Gene Ontology annotation, biological process: carbohydrate metabolic process. Gene Ontology annotation, molecular function: beta-glucosidase activity.
AGUGAACUAAAUAUUACCGGUGGAGCAAAGCAUAGCCGCUCGAGCUCAGACGGUCAAAGCUUAUUUCUAUAAAUGGAGAAAUAUGUCUGUGCUGUUGCUGAAAGAGGCCCAAGUCUGAAGGAGAAAGGAAUGGAGAAGAUCAAAAUCACGUGGGUUUUCGUCUCCCAUUGCUUCAUCUUGCUGCUAUCUGCGCCCAUAUCAUUAGCUGAAGAACAAGUUGACAUCAAAAGGUCGGAUUUUCCACAUGGGUUUUUCUUCGGAGCUUCCACUUCUGCAUAUCAAAUCGAAGGAGCAGUUCAUGAAGAUGGUAAGGGCUUGAGCAACUGGGAUGUUUAUUGCCGGAUUCAAGGUAACAUAGCGGAUGGUACGAGUGGUGAUAUAGCUAAUGAUCAUUACCAUCGGUACAUGGAAGAUAUUGAGAUAAUACAUUCACUUGGGUUGACUGCUUACCGCUUUUCGAUUUCAUGGAGUAGAGUACUUCCUAGAGGAAGACAUGGUGGGGUUAACCAAGCUGGUAUCACCUUCUAUAACAGUAUUAUUGAUAAUCUCCUACUCAGAGGUAUACAGCCUUUUGUGACGAUUUUCCACAAUGAAUAUCCUCAAGAACUUGAAGACCGAAUCGGGGGCUGGCUCAGUCCUGUAAUGCAAGAAGAGUUUGUCCAUUUUGCCGAGACAUGUUUUAAACAUUUUGCUGAUCGGGUGAAGUAUUGGAUGACUAUCAACGAGCCCAACUUACUCGCAGAAGUGACAUAUGAAAGAGGACUGUUCCCUCCAGCUCGUUGUUCGCCUCCUUUUGGUCACUGUGCCGGUGGGAAUUCAGAUGUUGAGCCUUUGAUUGCGGUGCACAACAUGUUGUUGGCACAUGCCAAAGCGGUUAAAUUGUAUCGUGAGCAGUAUAAGUCCAAAGUGAAUGGUGUAAUAGGCAUCACCGUCUGUGCAUACAUGUACACACCACUGACAGAGAGCGAGGAUGACACGGAAGCUGCAAACAGGGCCUUAGCUUUUAAUGCUGCUUGGAUGUUGGAUCCGCUAGUAUUUGGGGAUUACCCUCCAGAAAUGAAGCGUUAUCACGGAAGCGAAUUACCAAGCUUUUCUUCAGAGGAAAGAGAGCUUUUAAGAGACAGCAUAGACUUUAUGGGGAUAAACCACUACGGCACACUCUAUGCAAAGGAUUGUAUCCACUCCAGUUGUGUGUGCAAUGAUUCUGUUUAUACCCUAGGUAGCGACCGACUGAUCCGUGGGUUUGUCUACACUACUGGAGAGCGCAAUGGCGUUCCAAUUGGGGAACCAACAGGAAUGUCUCAAUUUUUUGUGGUUCCGAGAGGCAUGGAAGAUAUUGUGAACUAUAUGAAGGAGAGGUACCAUAACAAGCCAAUGUUCGUCACUGAAAAUGGUUAUUCCUCUCCGGGCAACGAAGAUGACGUCUACCAGCAUGAUGUCAAGAGAAUCCAUUAUCAUCAGUUGUAUCUUGCAUCUCUUGCUCAAGCUGUGAGGAACGGGGCUGACGUGCGAGGCUAUUUCAUAUGGAGCUUGAUGGAUAACUUUGAAUGGUCAAGCGGAUACGCCUUGAAGUUUGGAAUAUAUCGCAUCGAUCCUCAAACAUUAAACAGGAUUCCAAAACUAUCUGCUACUUGGUACAAAGAUUUCUUGAGCAAUUCCAGUCUUGGUGUUGCAGAAUUGUCUAUUACAGUUCCAGAUGAGAACAAAGAUGUUCACUCUGAAUAAGGAAAUAUACAUUAUGCAACAUCCUAUGUUUCUUUGUUUUUUUCCCUAAAAAAACUAUUAAAUUUUCAUGGCAUUAAAAUUCAACCUAUCAUCUUUUGCUCGAGAAACUUUCUGAUUCCACGGAUGCUAAAUAAUAGCAUAUAUAUUUAUGAUG